CGCCGAUCCAUGACGCCGUCAACGCCCCGCGGUGUGUUGGGGAAAGGAAACACAGAAGAGCACAAUGCAUGUCCCUGGGGAUACAAAGAUCAAAUGGUUCGAUGCAGUGUCUGCGGGAGUGUCCCGGCCACCACUACGAGGUUUGUGGUUUCGAUCCCGCCGUUUCCCUUUCUUGCUAUCUUUUUACCUGUGGGUGAGUCUCAGAUCUAUUUGCUAGUUGGGACUCUUCUUCUCAGACUCUGGAAAGCAACUAGAACUUCCUUCUGAUCCCUCCCAUCCCAUCCCAUCCCAUCCUAUUCUACAAUCUCUCUCACUCUCGUCUCUCUCUCGUGUGAUACCUCCGCCGAGAAGCUCAAGCUCCCAAAGUCACUGCCCGACGACUCCGUGGGGGGAGCAAGGCCAUGGUACGACAGCUAAGCCCAUGGAAAAGUACAGCCAACGGGGUUUUGGCCAUCCUCUGGGUGUUCCUCUCCCAGUUUUUGAUGAUGGGGUUGGAGGAGGCUAUGUCCACCAGUCCGUUCCCUAUCCCGGCAGCAAUACUGGCCAUGUUCUUGGUAUUCUCCGUCCUGUCCGUCGUGGGCUACGUAUGGGAUGGCCUGUCAGCAUUCUACGAUAACCACUUGCGCGGUCCAGCUGACUUGGUAAACCGCCAUAUGUCAAUUGGCUUUUCUGCGCCCAUAGCCCUUCUCUGCCGCCUGCCAACGGCGCCGCCCAGAACCAUUGGGCUCAUCAUAGCCUGCUUCGUGAUAACCGGGAUUCUCGCCACUACGACCGUCUAUCUCAUGGCCUGGUCCCUGCAGAAGCUGCUGGCCGCCUGUGUUAGUCUCGUCGCCAACGGCUGCAAACAAUGGCGAAGAUCACGGCCGGACGACGAAGAGAUGCAAAGUCGGCCUGUCCAGAUCGCUGCAUCUACGUCGUCAGGCCAGGCUAGAAGAAGCAAGGCGUUCAUAUCGGAAGCAUCAUCCAUGGCUAGUACCCAAGGCGAACCCCCUGACGACGACCGCGACGGCAAUCCCCCUCCGCCGCCACCGCCGCCCUCGGAAGCCUCGCAAGAACAGCCGACAGACCAGCAGCCACCACCACCACCACCACCACCACCGCUGCGCCGCAGACUUGUCAACUCGGCCGCACGAAACCUCUUCGCCGUCCUCUCCUGGCUCGUCCUCGUCGUCAUCGCCAUCCCCCUCCGCUUCGCCGCAGGCAUCGACGCCGUCCUGACAACCUCGCUCCUCUUCGCGCUCUGGUUCACCGUCCUGGCAGCCCAGUCCCGAGUCAGACGCAUCAGCCGCCUGCACGCCUGGCCCAAAACGCGCACCUGCCUCGCCGUCUCCCUCAACGCCGUCCUCUGGACCGCCCUGGGUCUGAUCGCCUACGCCUACUCCGACAGCGCCAUCAGCCACCGGCCCGUCCCCGAGGUCCUCGACCUCCUCCAGCGCAACACCACCCUAACCACCCUCCUCCUCCACCACCACCACCACCCCACCGGCGUCCCCGCCCUCGGCGCCGGCGACGUCGCCCUCGCGAUCCUCAACGCAGGCCUCGUCUCCUGGGGUCUCAAGCUGUGGGAAUACCGCCGACGCCUCGCCUCGCGUGCCGGCGCCACCAUCCUCGCCGUCUCCCUCCCCGCGGCCCUGCUCAACGUGGCCCUGGGCCCGGCGCUCGCCCGCGCCACCGGCGUCGUCGUCUCGGGCGCCGGCGCCGGCGGCCAGCGCUACGACCUCGCCUUCGCGGCCCGCACCGCCACCCUCGCGCUGGGCGGGCCGGCCGUGGCGCGCCUGGGCGGCGACCCGGGCCUGGGGGCUGCGCUGGUGGUCGCGAAUGGGAUCGUCUUCCAGGCCGGGCUGGGGCUCGGGGUCGGGCGGGGGCUGGGGCGGGUUGCGGGGCGGUUGCGGCGGGCGGUGGUGGUGCGGGGAGGGGACGGUGCUGCUGGGGAGGCCGCGGAGGAGGAGGGCGAGGGCGAGGGCGAGGGCGAGGGCGAGGGCUGCGACGAGGUGGCGGCUGGGGUGACGGUCGGGAUCAACGCGGCGGCUAUGGGCACGGCGCACCUGUAUGAGGUGAGGAGCGAGGCGGCGCCGUAUGCGGCGCUGUCGAUGACCGUUUUUGGCGUCGCGACCGUCGGGUUUACGAUGGUGCCUCAGCUGGUCAGCUGGGUGGUGGGUGGGCCGUGUUAGCCCGGCUGGUUAGUAGUGUGUCGAGCGGCUGUGGAUGGUCAAAACGCAGGAGGACGAUGA
This is a messenger RNA of Phialemonium atrogriseum, 2231 nucleotides long. RefSeq lists its product as uncharacterized. The transcript is spliced from 3 exons. NCBI's taxonomy places the organism in Eukaryota, Fungi, Ascomycota, Sordariomycetes, Cephalothecales, Cephalothecaceae. Bases 402 to 2171 code for a protein of 589 amino acids. The record is from RefSeq and is a predicted model, not a curated record.